GCCUCAGCAGCGCAUCCUCAGCAGGGCGGUAAAUAGACAGGGAGAGGUUGCCAAGGGCUGACGAAGAGGUGGGACCCUCAGUGAUGAUCCAGGAAGCGACUGCAGAGGGAGUCGGAGGGUAGGGAGUGGAGUGGUGUAGUGAAGCAGUGACGGCGAGCAGCGAGCAGAGCAGCGGUGGGAUCGAUGAUCGAUCAGCGAUAGGAAGAUGGCCAGUGGCAGGAGGCGCGGAUGGGCGACACGAGAAUGGAGGGUUUGGCGCGCACGGACCACUCAACCGACAGAUGAAAGUGGUAUGGUGGGCACGGUAGCGAUGCUGGUCGACAACGCUCGGAAGACUGGCCCAGACUCGGCGAUGGAGGCAAAAAGGCUGGAACUUGGAAGAGAAGAAAUCGUGCCGUGUGAGGAGGUGUACUGUGUAUGCGGAGAGAGUCCGAAGCCCUUCGAGCUUGGAGUGGUGGAAGUUGGAAGAGAGACGGAAGAGGGGCCAGCAGGGCAGCAGCACGCGAGGAAGGAAGGCGAGCACGCCGCACACCCUCCUCCUCCUCAACUUCACCCGACUUAUUCCUUGUUGGGUCUACUACUACUACCUACUGUGAGUACUCCGUACAGGAAUCGCCUUUUCCCCCUCAUGGCAUUCUCCGUGCUUGGGAGAACAUCUCCUCCUCCCCCUUUUGCACAUGUCUCUCUGGCGCUGGACAGACUAGCCUGCAGCGGGACAUGAUCAUUGGAGUGCCACACCAGGGGUUCUCCUCCGCCAACAAAGCCAGCCGUUUCUCCGCCCAUUCAUUCACUUUCACUGCUUUGUCCCUCCUGGCCUAGCAGCCACCUGCGCUCCCGUGGCCUUCGUCGUGUUCUCCCAGGUGCCCCCCAGUUGUGGGCCGUACCACAAGACGACGGCUGCCAU
Molecule: messenger RNA, 904 nt
Organism: Westerdykella ornata
Lineage: Eukaryota; Fungi; Ascomycota; Dothideomycetes; Pleosporales; Sporormiaceae
Exons: 1
Coding region: 206-721 (171 amino acids)
Source: RefSeq, a predicted model, not a curated record